UAUUACCCAAUUGAUGUCAGUAAUGCAAAUUUUGUCGAAGUUCUUUCUGUGGAGCACUCUUUGGUUAUCCGCAUUGAGCUUCACCCACAUCGCACUUGACGUAACAUUUGUGACGUCCGUAGGCUUUGACCAUUAAAACGACAAACGGUCUACAACAAAGGAUUGAAAGGUAGCGUAUUUCGCUAUGUUUGUUUCAAGAGGUUUACGGUAAUUGGUCAUAAAGCUGGUAGCUUAGCAUCUAGCAUAGCGUUUGCUAACUGACGAGUUCGCCGGUACAGGCGGUCCUCUUUGUCUGACAGGGGAAGGCGUGCUCUUUGUUAAGGCUUUUCCCUUUGUCCACCCGGAAAAAAAGAGGAACUGUUAGGCCAGCAUUACAUAUUUAUCCGCAGUGCUAUCGUAUUUAGAAAAUGCAAGUCGCGAAAAAAUACUUCACAGAAGGCCUGAUUCAGUUGACCAUCUUGCUCAGUUUGAUUGGAGUUCGCGUGGACAUCGACAGCUACUUAAGUGGCUACUACUCGCCUCUGAUUGAGAUUAACUUAGGUCCUAGCUCUGCCUACACGCAGACGCCCUUCCACAAUUUAAGAGACACCCUCGGGGGAUACACCGUGCACCCCAAAUGCCCCGAGUUGGACAGUUUCUUUGCAAGUCGCCGGCUUCUUGAGGAGGUUCGGAAUCUGGGCUCUCCGCGGUUCCCCACGCAGCUCAACGCAUGGCUGGUGCACCAAGUGUCGCCCAUUGACAAGUCUGAUGGUGGAGAGCCUUCAACGAGCAGCAGUACAGACACCGAGCCGGACCCAGAAAGCUACCAAGCCAACGAUGACAGGAACCAAGAGCUUCAGCGAACAUCUGCAUCCGGGCCUUGUGUCAGCAGGGUUGUAACACAGGAGGAUGAUGUCGCUGUCAAAGAGGAGGAGGAAUCUGCUCCAGUCACUCAGCUGGCUCUCAGCUCCACAUUGGAACAAGAGAGCGUGCUUGAUGGCAUCACUGGGCUGUCGGAGUCGCCACAUCACCCACUGCCCGCGACCGACUUCGACGAGCACUGGAGCCGCUUCCUCUCAAUGCCAGUCGCUAACCUUGAUGACCUGGACUCUCUUGUUACUGAGCGCAUGUCAGACCUGGACAUAGACGGCGGCGGGGGUGGCAUCAACCUGGAUGCCACUUUGCUGGAUGCCAUGGUAACCAGCGGCGGAGUGUUUGAUGCCAGUCAGCAGAGGCCAUUAUUCCGACAGGAGUCCACCGGCUCCAGCCGCUCCGGCGCUUCACCGGAGAUGGCCCUGGGGCUGGCUGCGCUGCCUUUUGCCUCGGUGUGCAACUUAAGUGGCGGCACGCCGUUGCAAGGGGCGCUGGGUGACUGCCUGGAUGAGGCCGUUUUUGACCAGAUCAAUCAGCUGGGUUUGGAGGGCUUGGAAAGUAUUGACUCACAGCUGAUUGACUCUUUUGGAAGCAUCAACCCAGACAUCCUUGAGGAUUUGGACUCUGAUUCUGGUCUCUCUCUGGAGAGCAGCUCUGGAGGUCCAGUCUCCCCAGGAUCGUCGGAGAUGUCAUCGUCCUCCAGUUCGUGCGAGGAUGAAUGCGGAGCUACGGGUUACAGCAGCGAGGUGGAUUCGCUCCCCUGUAAAGGCGUUUUGGACCGCACCACCCUGUGGCCGCAUGUGGAUCUCAGCGAGCGCGUGUGGCACGACCACAGCUACUCAUCUCCCGCUGUCUUCAAUCCGCCACCCGUCACUCUGCCUCACAAAGGCAUCAAGGAGGAGCCACUUAGCGAUGACGAAGAACCCUAUCUCGAUCAGCCGGAGCUGAGCCGGGACGAGAUGCGCGCCCGCGCCUUGUGCAUCCCCUUUUCUGUGCUGCAGAUCGUCAACAUGCCCGUGGAAGAGUUCCUGGACAUCGUCGACGGCCACGGCUUCUCCCCCGAACAAGUGACGCUCCUCAGGGACAUCCGGCGGCGGGGCAAGAACAAGUUGGCGGCGCAGAACUGCCGCAAACGCAAACUGGACGCCAUCACGGGGCUCCAGGAGGAAGUGGACCGGCUCCACGCCCACAGAGACAGGUUGCUGAGGGAGAAACAGAUCACGGCCAAGACCAUGGGCGCCGUUGGGCAGCAGAUAAGGCAGCUCACCAGAGACGUCCUGGCUCGCCUGAGAGAUGAUUCGGGACAGCCCCUGAACCCGGACCGAUUCACCCUGCAGUGCGGGGCCAACGGCAGGGUGGUGGUUCAGCCUGUGAGGAGGCCCGCCGUCUCCUCAUCGAGCAGCAAUAAAACAGACAAGAGGAAGAAAGGGAAGAAGCAGUGAUGCAGUAUUUCUUGCGCCAAACUAAAGUUGAACUUUCUUGCCUUUCUCUGGCUGCGGGAUCGCCUUACCAAGGUGUGCGUGCGUGCGUGCGUGUCGAACCCACUGCUGUUGGGAGUCUGUAACAGCUAAAGCUGCCAAAAAAAGGAGAAAGUCACAAAGAGUUAUUAAAAGAAAGACUUGUGAAAAGGUGGGGGGGAAUGUAGCUUACACACUGGACAUCCGAAGCUUCUUUGAAAAUGGACUCCAAGGGCGUUGAAAGGAAAGUUUGUAUGGAACUGUAUGUGAUGCAACCACUCGCUUUCUGUGCCGGCAAACAUCAAAAUGACUCGCUCGCUGGCUAUUGCGGCUGACCGAAACGUGUAAAAGAUCAGGCAUGUUUAUACGUCAGCAUGGCCAGCUAGCAAAGAAGACGGCCAAGUCUCCUUUGUUUUGGUAUAUCCUCUCAAGCGUACCCUACGACACAAGCGGGUGAUGAUUAAUGGCUGUAUUUAUUCAAGCAUUUUGAAGUUUAUGAAAGCUUGUACGCAUCAAAGGCCGCCAAUGGCCGUGCGUUUUUAUUUCCAUCAUAAGUGUAUUCAAAAGUGGUCAUAGAAAUGGGAAAUUGCUUACAGUAAUGUUUACACAUUUAUUUCAGAUUUUUGGACGUGUGUGCUGUCAUGAAAUUUAAGAUGAGAGAGAUUGGGUUACGUCUCGAUGACAUGUACCAAUGAUUGAACUGACAAGGCCUUAAGUUGCAUUGGAUGGUUUAUGUACAUGAACUACAAUUCAAAGUCAUCGUUAACUGAUUUAAAGCACAAUUCACACAAAUUAAUUUAUUGUAAAGAUUCGGCCAGGUUAUUUUCUACCUCUCACUUGAGUUCAUCUUAAAACUUUGGAAACAUAUUUUAAGUGCACUAUAUCACUCCAUUAUUGGUCAAAUGUCCCUGUAUGGGCCCGAACCUUCCCAUUAAAGAUUUAAUACAAUCAUGUUAUGUUUGGGAUUGUUUGAAAAGUAUUUACUUGGGUUUGCUGUGUUUUUUUUUCUGAGGCAUUUACAAAGACUUUGAAAUGAAGAUACGCAAUAGACAUGCACAAAUUAGUUCCUGAUCUUUUUCUUUACCAUGUUCUCAUGUUUUCAUUUUUUUAUUUGUCUGGUAUGACUGUUUACUUCUUGGUAUAAAUGUUCUCCCCCUCUUCUCUCCAUCGUUGAGCAAAUGUUUUUGAUUGCAUGGUAUUGUUGAAUGUGUUUUCUGCUUGAGGGGGACUUCAAGAGGCUUUGACAUGAUUCUGAUUAAAAAUGAAAGCGA
Syngnathus typhle (broad-nosed pipefish) is the source of this 3580-nucleotide messenger RNA. It is a transcript of the gene nfe2l3, whose product is annotated as nfe2 like bZIP transcription factor 3. The record is from RefSeq and is a predicted model, not a curated record. The transcript has 5 exons. Gene Ontology annotation, molecular function: RNA polymerase II cis-regulatory region sequence-specific DNA binding; DNA-binding transcription factor activity, RNA polymerase II-specific. Gene Ontology annotation, cellular component: nucleus. Gene Ontology annotation, biological process: regulation of transcription by RNA polymerase II. The coding region runs from base 408 to 2294 and encodes 628 amino acids. NCBI's taxonomy places the organism in Eukaryota, Metazoa, Chordata, Actinopteri, Syngnathiformes, Syngnathidae.